Molecule: messenger RNA, 4639 nt
Organism: Oncorhynchus kisutch (coho salmon)
Lineage: Eukaryota; Metazoa; Chordata; Actinopteri; Salmoniformes; Salmonidae
Product: E3 ubiquitin-protein ligase BRE1B
Exons: 20
Coding region: 146-3055 (969 amino acids)
Cellular component (GO): nucleus; HULC complex
Molecular function (GO): metal ion binding; ubiquitin protein ligase activity
Source: RefSeq, a predicted model, not a curated record
AAAGAAGAAAAAGAUGAAGAAGAAGAAGAAGAAGUACACUCACCGUGCUAUACAGGAAAUAGCUACUGUCGUCAUCUCCGUUUAGUUGCAAUGUUGUACGAGGUCUCUUUCUGAAAGCUGUCACACUUAGGUUGCAUAAGCAGCAAUGAUGUCUGGCACCGGGGGAGGGAAGCGAGCCUCAGGUGGGGACAGCCCCCCUGGUCCACCUGAGAAAAAGAGUAAAAAAGAGGAGAAGACCACCACCACUCUCAUUGAGCCAAUACGCAUUGGGGGAGUGUCCUCUACGGAGGAAAUGGACAUGAAAGUGAUCCAGUUUAAGAAUAAGAAGCUGAGUGAGCGUCUGGAGCAGAGGCAGACCAUGGAGGACGAGUUGCGAGAGAAGAUCGAGAAGCUGGAAAAGCGACAAGCCACUGAUGAUACCACACUGCUCAUUGUGAAUCGUUACUGGUCCCAGUUGGAAGAAAAUGUUCACGUCCUGCGCCUCCGCAUUGACCCCACGGUGGUCCCAGCACCGCCUGCUAUGCCGGUCUCUGCCCCUACCCCAAUAGAAGAGGAUGGUAUGAUGAUUCCACCACCCCCUCCUCCAGCAACAGAACACGAGGAGACACAGCCUCCCCCACCUGAUGUUAUGGAGAAAGCUCCUGAACCACAGCAGGACUCGACAACAGCACCUCCACCCACUACUUCCCUCAGUGAGAGUGCCAAGGCCUUCCUCUCCAUUCUGGACAACAGCAGUGAGGAGGAGCUCAGCCUGCAGCUGCAGGACAGGAUGCAGUUUAGCAAAGAGGCUGCUGCUUGCAUGGUCUGCGUCUUCGACAGGUUGCACAGCCGCAUCGACGGCCUAUGCACCCAGAUCCAGUCCGCAGUGUGUGAGGACGACGGCCAGGAAGAGCUGCUCCGUCUGAAUCGCACUCUGCUGGAGGAGAAUAGCAGACUCCAAGACCUGGCUUCCUCCCUGCAGGGCAGACACCACAAGAUGUCUAUGGAGUACAAUGAGCUUGUGGAUAAGGUGACGAGCUCGGAGACCAAGGUGUCUGAGAUGGAGACUGCUGUGGAGGAUCUGCAGUGGGACAUCGAGAAGCUCCGUAAAAGGGAACAGAAGCUCAACAAGCAUCUAGCUGAAGCACUUGAGCAGUUGAACUCGGGCUACUACACCACUGGCAGCUCAGGGGGGCUACCCGGAGGCCAGAUCACUCUCAAUAUACAGAAGUUUGAGAGCCUGAAUGCAGAGUUGGAGCAAAACCAGGAGCUGGCCAACAACCGCAUGGCGGAACUGGAGAAACUACAGCAGGAGCUCCAAGAGGCUGUGAGGGAGAGUGAGAAGCUCAAGUUGGACCUGAAAAAUAUUCCAGAGGAUGUGGUGAAGGAGACCGCGGACUACAAGUGCCUGCAGUCCCAGUUCUCACUACUCUACAACGAGUCUCUCGGGGUGAAGACCCAGCUGGACGAGGCCCGGGCCCUGCUCCUCACCGCCAAGAACGCCCACCUCAGACAGAUAGAGCAUAUGGAGAGUGACGAGCUGUCACUACAGAAGAAGCUCCGCACUGAGGUCAUCCAGCUGGAAGACACGCUGGCGCAGGUGCGCAAGGAGUAUGAAAUGCUGCGUAUCGAGUUUGAGCAGAACCUGGCGGCCAACGAGCAAGCAGGCCCAAUCAACAGAGAGAUGCGCCACCUCAUCAGCAGCCUCCAGAACCACAACCACCAGCUGAAAGGUGACGUGCAGCGUUACAAGCGGAAGCUCCGGGAAACACAGAUGGAGAUUAAUAAGUUGCGGUGCCAGAGUGGUGACACUGGGCUUCUGUCGUUGGAGGAGCCGGUGAGCGACAGCCUGGAGGUGAAGAAAGAAGAGGAUGAAGACCAAGAAGAGGAGGAGGAGAGGAGGAGGGAGCUGGAGAGACAGCGGUCCCGGGAGAGGGAGAGGGAGGCCGAGAGGGAGCGAGAGAGGGAGCGAGAAAGGGAGCGACAGCGCAGCGAAGAGUUGAAGAGAAAAGAUUCUGACACACUGAAGAUGCUGAGGGCUGAACUUAAGAAAGCCCAGGAGUCUCAGAAGGAGAUGAAGCUACUUUUGGACAUGUAUAAAUCAGCUCCCAAAGAGCAGCGAGACAAAGUGCAGCUUAUGGCAGCAGAGCGCAAGUCUAAAGCCGAGGUGGAUGAGUUGCGGGUGCGGGUUCGAGAGCUGGAGGAGAGGGAGAGGAAGGAGAGCAAGAAGCUGGCUGAUGAGGACGCUCUCAGGAAGAUACGCGUGGCAGAGGAGACGAUCGAUCACCUACAGAAGAAGCUCACGGCCACCAAACAGGAGGAGGAGGCCCUACUGAGUGAGAUGGACGUGACGGGCCAGGCCUUUGAGGACAUGCAGGAGCAGAACAGCCGGCUGAUGCAGCAGCUGAGGGAGAAGGAUGACGCCAACUUCAAGCUGAUGUCGGAACGCAUCAAGUCCAACCAGAUCUACAAGCUGCUGAGGGAGGAGAAGGAGGAGCUGGCCGACCAGGUGCUAACCUUCAAGACCCAGGUGGAAGCUCAGCUAUUGGUUGUACAGAAGCUGGAGGAGAAGGAGGGCAUCCUCCAGAGCUCACUGGCCACUCUGGAGAAAGAGUUAGGAGUCCGCACACAAGCACUAGAACUAAACAAGAGGAAGGCGGUGGAGGCAGCCCAGCUGGCUGAAGACCUGAAGGUGCAGCUGGAACACACCCAGUCCAAGCUGAGAGAGAUCCAGGUUUCUGUGUCCGAGAACCGCACCGCCAGAGAGAGGGAGUUGGGCAACCUCAAAAGAGCACAGGAGGACCUGUCCAGGCUACGACGAAAGCUGGAGAAGCAGAAGAAAGUGGAGGUGUACACUGAUGCUGAUGAGAUCCUGCAGGAGGAGAUUAACCAGUACAAGGCGAAGCUGCGUUGUCCGUGCUGCAACACCCGCGACAAGGAGACCGUGCUCACCAAGUGCUUCCACGUGUUCUGCUACGAGUGUCUGAAGACGCGCUACGACACCCGACAGAGGAAGUGCCCCAAAUGUAACUGUGCCUUCGGGGCCAACGACUUCCACCGCAUCUACAUCACCUAACUCCGUUACACGGAGAGGAGAAGAAGAAGACAACGGUGAACAGAGCCUAAAGGAGAGGAAGGGGGGAAAAUGGUGUGGUUGGAGAGGUGUCUGGAGAGUUUUGUUUUUUCUCAGUUUUAAUCGCUCCUUUUGGAAAGACUUUCUUAAAUUGCAUCAUUGCCGGUUGGUGCUAGUGACCAAACAGAGCAUUGUCAGUGAUUGCGAUGUACGGUAGGUGGUAAUAAGAACAGAUGUGCUCAUGCUCCCAUACAAAGGUAUUACUACUUCUGUUUUUCUGGCCAAUCUUAGUCUGUCAGAUCUUGCCCAUGUGGAAUUCUUAACAUUUAACUGAGCCCAUUUUUAAACUGUUAAUCACCUUGUAAAAGUGAACUGGGAAGUUGUCGUGGUGCUGUAUGAUUUGGAGACAGACUUACCCAGAAUCAUCCUUUAGAAUACCUGUAUGUGCUUGUUUUGGAUAUUCAAAGAAAAGACGACCAUUCUCCAGAACUGAGAUUCCAUUACUGGACACAUAUCUAGUUCAGUUGCUAUGUUGAGUUGUGUACAUUACGACUCCAUUCAGUUGAAAAUGAGUUCCUUUCAUUGUCGUAACAAUCACGUUAUGCACCUGUGCAGAGAUUUCACCGGAUAAUACUAUUGUCGAUACCUAGGAAUCAUUCAACUUAGUUGGCAGUUUAGUUUGACUUUGCCUGUGGCUAGCAGAUCGAGCGCCUCAGUCACACACAACAUCUGCAGGUUUUAGUGCCUCGUUACUGAUGACAUUUCAGUGGAAGAGUCAGCUCACGAGUGUCAUUAAGUGGGCCGGGCCAUCCCAUCCAGCUCUUUCAAGACAACGUAAAGAUUACUGGAACAUUAAAGGAGCUAUAUGUAAUAAUUUGCAUUGUAAUUUCAGAAAAUGUCCUUAAUAUAUCUACAGUAAUAGUGGAAUGAUAGUUUCACCUAUAUUUUUUCACCAAAACCAUUUUUGGCCCCACACAAAAUUCCAUUCUAAUGGUGCAGACUUCUUGACCGGGCAAGCGUCAAACAUGUAGAAAUCACUCAGCUCCAGUCAAUUGGACAAUGAGAUUUGCUGGCUCCAGUCAAUUGGACAAUGAGAUUUGCUGGCCCCAGUCAAUUUGACAACUAGAGACGGUCCGUUGUUGAAUUGUCACAUAUACAGUCUCUCAUAUAUCUUACAACCAUAUUCUGCCUUAAUGGAAUCUCUGAACCCCCUUUUCCUCAGUUCUGAUGAUGCUAGCCAUUUAAUGAGAGCUUGGUGAUGUGUUUGACGUUAGCACCUGUGCGAACCAAAAUCAUAACUGGCCUCAAAAUACCACCGUGAGACUCUUGUGAUCUAAAGUCAAUGGCAAAAAAAACAUCAUGCAUCUGUUCAAAAUAAGACUUCUAGAAUGUUUAGAUGAAAUGUUUGAGUUUUGUGAUUCGGGAUAUUUGGAUUGGUAUUAAUAAGUGGAUAGUGUGGGCUCUGUGUUAUGAACAUACAUGUCAUAGACAAAGAAGCAGUUCUCAUUCAGAACAUAGUGAUCAUUUUGUAUUUCACGGAGUGUAGAUUUGGUGAGUUUUCCUAGUAAAAACAGACUUGCGCAUCAU